AUGUGGAGCCGACUAAAAAACAAACACUAGGUAAUAAAUUUACGCCACACUGCUGGGCCAUACUAAACUAGGGACAACUUGAACCAUGUACGAGAGAGAUGGUACGAUGAGAAACGAAAGCGAUAGAGGUCCCGGUGGCUUGGGUCCUGCAGCAGGGUCUCCAGGUACCACAACGGUCGGUGUGGUCGGGAACACCGGCCCGAGCUCGGGUCAGGUACCACUGUUAGAACAGAAUUCUCACUCAAACUUUGGUCGUGCAUAUACUUUACCACCACAAUCGAACAUGAGGGACAGGCAAAUGAAUUCGUAUGGUCAUCAAGUCCUGUCUACGCCUGUUUUAAGAAGCAUAGAGUAUCAGAUGGGAUCGCACGCUCAAGCAAGGUCGUCGGGAGCGCCCCUGGCGGGUUCUGGGGGCUCUGCAAAUGCGGCGAACGUUGGUGCGCCACUGGGAAAUCCUUCAGGGCCUCUGUCACCAGGACACUCAACAACGAGACAACCGGGAGGAGGAGUGCUAGGAGGGUCGCCGUAUAACCCGUACCUUCCCUCAACAUUAGGACAUGGAGGAGGCCAAACCCUGUCCGGAGGCCCAGCCCUGGGCCAGACCCUGGGCCUAGGCCUGGCCCCACCUGGCAUGCUGGGCCAUACGGCUGCACCGAUCCACUUGGACGAGAUUUCCAGCUCGCGAAUCAGGGGAAGAAUGCGGGUGAGCAAGGCAUGUGACCGAUGUAGAACUCAGAAAAUCAAGUGCUCUGGCACAUACCCAUGUAAAAAAUGUAUGCGACAGAAAAGGGAGUGCACAUUCUCAUCAACAGAUUCUGAUGAGGUGGUGAAACGACAAAAAUUGGAUGUAGAGGGGAACUCGCCACAUGACCGCGAACGUGGCGGCAGUGAGCGCGACAAUCUCAAUGAUGAAGAACAUUCUCAGCAUAGCGAGCGUACUGCAGAUGGCCCCAGUGCCACAGGAGGUGGGUGGCACCGGUAUGGACAAGAUUCAAAGAGAACUACUGGACCUGAGUCAACUGAUCCAUCGUAUGUGAGCCAUCUUGAAAAUCGGAUCCAUUACUUGGAAAGUCUUCUUUCACAGGACUCAACGACAGUGUUCCGCCAAGAUAGAACACCCGUUCUCGACGAGGUACGACUCCUCUCGCUCAUCAGCACGUCGUCGAAAUGGCGAUUCCUGCGGAGACAUCAGAACAUCCUCACGGUGGACUUGUGCAAGUACAUCUACCUGAAUCUUUCUCCGCAGUCACAAAGCAAAGUGACGGUGCCUCGAGCUCAAUACUUUGGUUGGAACAUGUCAGGGGUACUGUACCUCACCCCUGAACCGUUACCGGACAUCCCAGAGUACGACGCGACAAAGCUACCAAAGACCCAGGCCGAGUAUACGGACUUUUUCUUCCGUGAGGUGAAUGUCAUCUAUUCGGUUCUACAUGAGACGGUGUUCCGCGAUCAGGUUGAGAAGUAUGCAACCAUUGUAGAGGGCGGAACCAAUGGUGUCAGUGGCGAUACUGGUGGAGGUCGCGGUACGUCAACUCUUCAGAACCUGGACAAACUAACUCCGGCCGCUUCCAGUACCUCAGGAACUCCAGACAUCUCUGGAGUCUCUGAUGCAGGUGAUGGCACUACGGCCACCGCCAAGGACACGGCCAAGGACACCGCCAAGGACGGUGGUAUUCCUCGUUCUAGUACACACCAAACAAAACUCUUCUCGGCCAUGCUCUUUCUCAUCCAGGCAAUCUCCAUGAGACUACAUGAGUUCCAGAAACCUGAAGGACCAUCGCUCGAAACAUUGAAGAUCGAGGAGAAGCUUUUCAAGUACUCACAUCGAGUGGUGGAGAUCUUGAGUUUUGAAUGGGAAUCCUUCGAAUUGAUCCAAACAUGGCUCUUGAUCGCGUUGUACUUGCGAGUGUGUCAUAGACAGAACUCUUCCUUCCUGGCAUUGGGCCGUGCGGUCACCAUGACUAGAUCGAUGGGGCUUGGAUUUCAAAUCCCCUUGAGUUUCCUGGCAACCCCAUAUGAGCUUUUGAAGGCAAAGCGGGUCUUUUGGUGUGUUUAUUCCUUCGACAGGUUGUUCGGAUUGCAACAGGGUCGGUACUGUGGACUUCGUGAUGGCGACAUCUACCGUGAGUUCCCUCUGUUCGACUACGUGGCAGAGUCCAAGGAUGAAGAUUGGAUCACCUUACCCUCAUUCGCCAUGCUUCAAAUAGCCAGGGUGUCCAACUUCGUGCAUACACUUUCCGUGGACAUUCCUGAGACCGCCAAAUCUGAUCAGAUUAACCAUAAGGUUGAAGAAUUGGAGGAUUGGUUGGAGAGUAAUGGGUUCAGUAAUGACGAAAUAUAUGGCAAGGCCACAGGCACCAGCUCUUCGCUUGCCAAGGUCCAAGUGAAACUUCAUUUGUACGAUCUCCUUAUCUGUAUCCAUGGGAAGUCUCUCUUCAACUAUGCGGGCAAACAUAUUGAUAACCAUGGGCUUAGCGUGGAGAAAGUUCUCAUGGCGUCUGAGGGGAUAGUCCAACUUCUCGGUAAGGUUAAUGACCACAAUGAGCUCACAACGCCGUGGUACAUGAUGAUGCUUCUCCUCUAUAACGCGGGAAUCAACGCUGUUUGUCUCAUCAAUGGCGGAGUGUUCGUCUCCCGUGCAAAGGACGUGUUCCGUGCCUCGAUAAAUCUUCUCACUGUUCUUCUGGAGAGUAAAGUCUCCGGAGAGGGAGCCAAUCCAGCGUCCACUGGCUCAAUUUACAGGUUCAAAAUGGCCAGAGAAUGUCUCUGGGCCCUCAAAACAAGCAACCACAUCGUCCUGUUGAGACUACAAGAAGACUUGGACGACCUUAACCAGAUUGGAGUAGACCACGGGUCCGCAGAGGUGAACAUCCAAAACUUCAACCAAUUCGGCAAGUACUCCAACGGCAAGACGGAGAACGACACCGAGCUCUUCAGUGGCAAAGUACAGCCACGUCCGCUCCAGCAAACACAAGGAAUGCUUCAGCCUCAGCAACAGCAACAAUUCAACCAGUUUCAACAGCUGCAACAGCUGCAGGCGUUGCUUCAACAGCAGCUGCUUCUCCAGAACCCGCUCCUGCUGGACUUUAUGGACCCUACCAGCAUAGACGGACCAAUGUCUUCAAGGCCGGUGAAUUACAUUACCCCCAACAACGAGUUGUUUGGUAACUUACAAUGGUUCGACCAAUGGUUGGACUUUACAUACGAUUUAUAGAGUAAGAACA
Molecule: messenger RNA, 3224 nt
Organism: [Candida] anglica
Lineage: Eukaryota; Fungi; Ascomycota; Pichiomycetes; Serinales; Debaryomycetaceae
Source: the annotation of a GenBank genome assembly